This is a messenger RNA of Anguilla anguilla (European eel), 3998 nucleotides long. Its product is annotated as mitochondrial dicarboxylate carrier-like. Gene Ontology annotation, biological process: mitochondrial transport; thiosulfate transport; phosphate ion transmembrane transport. The transcript is spliced from 11 exons. Gene Ontology annotation, molecular function: sulfate transmembrane transporter activity; succinate transmembrane transporter activity; thiosulfate transmembrane transporter activity. Gene Ontology annotation, cellular component: mitochondrial membrane. Lineage: Eukaryota; Metazoa; Chordata; Actinopteri; Anguilliformes; Anguillidae. The coding region runs from base 483 to 1343 and encodes 286 amino acids. The record is from RefSeq and is a predicted model, not a curated record.
UGCGAGUGCGCAUGGCCCUUUAAGAAGCACAGGCGCCACAGCUAUGAUGAAACCACGGUAUGUGGGAUUAUGCAGAGAAUGGAGGAGAAAGCGCUUGUGUGGUGGCACAAUUUGGGUUGAUUAUAGAGCCUUUGCCCUUUGACUCGGGGUGGAUCUGUUUGCAGGAGGCAGUUCCUGAUCUCGCGCAAGCAAUUGGCUGUGGUUGAACUUGUGCAUGUGUGUAUUUUCGCUAACCUCUUUCUCUCCAUGCAUUUUAAAUACAAAAAUGCAGGCGUGUGAGUACAGGGAACUAGUCACAGCGCGGCUUUCACCGUGUUUGAAGAUUAACAAGGCCAUUCAUUAGAUAUAGACACUCCACUGCAGCGGGUCCGGCAAGGAUCGUACUGUCAAGCGCAACAUUCUGAACCGAGUCAGAGAACGCAGUGGAGCUUUUCCUACAGCGGUGGAUCGGUGAAGAGGGCAUAGUCACACAUCACGGGAACAUGGGAGAAAAGAGGAUCUCGCGCUGGUAUUUCGGAGGCAUCGCCUCUUGCGGCGCCGCCUGCUGCACGCACCCACUGGACCUUGUCAAGGUGCACCUGCAGACACAGCAGGAGGUGAAGAUGAGGAUGGUGGGGAUGGCCAUGCACGUGGUCCGGAACGAUGGCUUUCUGGCACUGUACAAUGGGCUCAGCGCCUCCCUCUGCAGGCAGAUGUCCUACUCCCUUACACGGUUUGCCAUAUACGAGACUGUGCGGGACAUGAUGGGCGGGGCCAAGCAAGGCCCCAUGCCGUUCUACCAGAAAGUUCUGUUGGGUGCCUUUGGAGGGUUUACCGGUGGCUUCAUUGGGACUCCUGCGGACAUGGUGAACGUCAGAAUGCAGAAUGAUAUGAAGCUGCCACCGGAACUGAGGAGAAACUACGCCCACGCAUUGGACGGUCUGUUUAGAGUCUGGAGAGAGGAGGGCAUUCGGAGACUGUUUUCUGGAGCCACAAUGGCCUCCAGCAGAGGGGCUCUGGUCACCGUGGGACAGCUCUCUUGUUAUGACCAGGCCAAACAGCUUGUCCUGGGCACUGGCUUCAUGUCUGACAACAUUUUCACCCACUUCCUGUCCAGCUUCAUCGCAGGAGGUUGUGCCACUGUUCUCUGUCAGCCUCUGGACGUGCUGAAGACGAGGCUCAUGAACUCUAAAGGAGAAUACAGCGGGGUGGCACACUGCAUGAAGGAGACUGCAAAACUGGGACCCCUGGCCUUCUAUAAGGGUCUUGUUCCAGCUGGAAUUCGACUGAUCCCUCACACGGUGCUGACCUUCAUCUUCCUGGAACAGCUGCGCAAUAACUUUGGCAUCGUCAUCGUCUCCUAAGCACGAGCAGUGCCCCGCCCAACAUUGCCCUCUGAUUGUUCAAGAUGCGUCUGGGACAGCAGUGACCACGCCAAUUUCCCCUGUCCUGCCCCUCCCUGCACUGGAUGUCCCACUAAAGUGGAUGUCCACAUUUGGACUGAAUACAAAAAAUACGUUCAGGCCCAAUACAGUCACACACACACACACCAAAAAACACACAUGCAGGCACACACUCCGCUCCCACCCGCACGCGCACACACUGGCUCCUCCCACAGACCGAGUCCAUGAGCCCUCUGUUUCCCAGACUCGUCAGCUGGAAAAAGCGUUGGGUUCUUUGCCUGCAUGUGGAGGUGUGGAGGUGUGUGGGGGAGAUCUCCCUCUCUCUCCUGCUCAUUCCAGUAAUCCUGUACUGUGAACCCCCGCCCCCUCGGGUAGAGAGGAGUUCAUUCAUCCUGCUAGAGUGUGAGCUUGUGCAUUAUCCGAUUCGCACGUCUGCCCCAUUAAACGGCCGCCAAUGCUAGGCGCACUGCGCUGAAAUGGUCAGAAGCUUACGGUCCGACGAUGACCAAAACAGCCUCAACAUGGAACCCGCUGCCAUUUUGUGUCUCUUCAGCACCGGCGUCGCCGCGGCAGCAGGGCUCUCGUUUCUGUCCGGUCGUUUCUGUGGGACUGACGGCAUGUUACGCAGCGCUGAGACCAGGCCUCCGCCACGGACCGCUUUUUAAAAAGCGCUGUCCUGGCCGCGUGGUCCCUACGCAGGAAGAGGGAAUAUGGUGUAACACCGAUGACCACACCACGACCCCCCACCCCUACCCCCCCCCCCACACACACAUUCCUUCUGCUUCCUCUUGCGCUCUUAGAGGAUCUUCCGAAAUUGGGUGUUGCAUCAUGGCGAACAUGUGGUCCAAGUUGUGACUGUGAGACCAGAUUUAACCUGGAGAGUAGGGACGCACAGCUUAUAACCUUCUAGAGCCAGGGGUGCUGUGUGUGUGUGGGUGUGUGUGUGUGUGCCCGUGUAUGUGAAUUUUCUGCACAGGCAGAAGCUGAUUUCAAUCGAGGAAACACUUUAUUUUGUGUUUAUGCGUGUGUGUGUGUGUGUAUGUGUGUGGAGACACGAGAGAGAGAUUGGAAAUUAAGCAGUGUUGUAAUGGUCACACACAAACACAGUGCAUCCUAUACCCGAGGCAAAGAUAACUAUCUUAAACAAUUAUUGCACUAAAUGAAGAUUUCAAAAAAAUGAAUAAUUCCAGAGUAAUUCCAUCAGUCCCUCAGUUUUCUCCUAUGCCCUUGUUAUACUUUGGCCAGUAGAGGGCAGUAUGACACUGCGAGUCGUGUGUGCGUGUAUGUGCAGUUUGCAUUUUCUGCAGAUGUCUGAUUUCAGUAGAGGAGGAAACACUGUAUUUUGUGUUUAUGCUACAAUGGCACAAUGCUCUUAACUAAAGCCUGUUUUUUGCUGUUAUUUUUAUGGACCACUUGUUAUUCUUACAGAAGAGACAGACUCCACAAAGUUUUAUUUUGCAAGAAACUGCAAUGGUUUUCAUUUAAAAAAAUGUUUUAUUUUAAAUAACCUUCAUCAUAAAAAUCAUAAUGUGACAUACUAAGGAAGUUGCUCUAAUAGCUUUAAUAUAAUUUAGUUUUACAAACAGGGUGUAGUACUUGAAAUGGAGCAAUUGUCCGCAGUAUAUGACUGGAUAUAUUUUCACAAUAUAUAGAAUUUUUGUUCUUUGAAAAUUGGGGUACUUUUCUUAAUAUAAUUAUGGAGUCCAGAGCAGAGUAGAUACCAGACAGUCCUUAAUUUUAAAGCUGCUGUUAUUAGAUUGUAGUUCCUGUGGAUUUUCUCCAGGAGUUUUUAGAGCAUACACCUAGGCCUUGUGUCCCAGUGGCGACACAAAUUUAUUUGUCAUUUCCUGUUUAGUUGCACAGAUGAUUAUCUUUUUUGUUCAAUAUUAACCGAUUUUGAAAUGGUUUGUCGUGUGAAAUUGUUAUUUGAAGCUCUGUCACCAGGUCUUGUGAGAGGGUGCUGUUAUGACUAGACUCAAGUGCACUGCAUAGUGACAGAUGGGCAUUUGGAGCAGUGUUCAGUUUUUCAGUAUCUACUACUUUAUGCAAGUUUAAAUAAAAGUCUUCAUGACCAAAAAAGUGACACCGUUUCCAAAUUAGAGCAAUGCAAUAUUGAGGUACUACAUUCUUUGAAAUCCAGUGAAAAUCAAUAUGUAAUUUAAUCAGAUAAAUGUCUUUAUGAGUGCACCUGUGUGUGCACGGUUGCAUGCAUGCGCGCAAGUGUGUGUUGGAGCACGUAUGUGCUGACUUGGUCUUCACACUUAUGCUGCUCUUACAUCCUGCAAGUUCCCGUUGGGUCUAAAUGUGUUGUGGCGGCUGCACCAGGGUAUAGCAGAUCUGAAUGAUUAAUGGGGACUCCACCAGGGUAUACCAGGUCUGAAUGAUUUAUGGGGACUAGACCAGGAUAUACCAGGUCUGAAUGCUUUAUGAGGACUCUACGGAGGGUCCAAUCUGUAGGUCACAUGAUCACCACUACAAGUAAAGUGUUCUCCACACUUGAGUGCAACCAAUGCAUAACAGAGAAAUGGUGUGCUGAAUAUCAAGAAGAAAUCUCAACUCUGAAGAUGAUUAAUGCAGAAAAAAAUUAUGCAAUUAAAGUACUAAUGAAAAACUGUU